Protobothrops mucrosquamatus (brown spotted pit viper) is the source of this 641-nucleotide messenger RNA. Its product is annotated as meiosis-expressed gene 1 protein. The record is from RefSeq and is a predicted model, not a curated record. Bases 125 to 547 code for a protein of 140 amino acids. Lineage: Eukaryota; Metazoa; Chordata; Lepidosauria; Squamata; Viperidae. The transcript is spliced from 4 exons. Gene Ontology annotation, cellular component: nucleus.
UGCGGCGGGAAUAGGCGCUCUGCACGUGUGGGGACAGUUUGUUCACACGUUGGUGGGAAAAAGGAGCGAAGCGACCCGCGAGAUCAAACUUUUUGGGGGCUUUUGAGGGGUAAACGAAGCUCCUAUGGAAAAUUCAGCUUUGUUUAUGGACAGUAAGAAUAUAGCCUGUGCUUCUUUCUCCUCUGGAGAAGCACGUAUGACAGAUAAGCCUGGUACGUCCUUCAGUAGAGAAGCAGUUAGCCCUGAAGACACCAAAUUAUCCGGUGAUGUUUCUGGAGCAACAGCCGGGAUUGACCUGAAGCCAAAGUUCAUACAGCGAGCCAAAACAUGGUCAGAUGAAGUGGAAAAUCUAUACAGAUUUCAGCAAGCUGGCUAUAGAGAUGAAAUUGAAUAUAAGCAAGUAAAGCAUGUUGCUGGGGUGGAAAGGUGGCCAGAAACCGGAUUUGUGAAGAAGCUUCAGAGGAAGGACAAUACUUUCUACUAUUACGAUAAGGAAAGAGAAUGCGAGGACAAAGAAGUCCAUAACGUUAAAAUGUAUGGCUACUGAUCUAUGCCUCAUCCUCCACUGUUUUUAGAAAUGAUCUUAUUUUAUUUUUUGCCUGGAAUAGAACGGAACCCAUUAAAAGGUUUUUAAGACGUAA